This is a messenger RNA of Arachis ipaensis, 1397 nucleotides long. RefSeq names its product serine/threonine-protein kinase 52-like. The record is from RefSeq and is a predicted model, not a curated record. NCBI's taxonomy places the organism in Eukaryota, Viridiplantae, Streptophyta, Magnoliopsida, Fabales, Fabaceae.
CCUUAUUUUACCCCUGAAUUCACCUCGCAUACUUCAACCCUCCUUCUCCAUCACCGUCAUGCCGCUGUCACUUCGCUGCUUCCGUCGCUCUGCUGCUGUCGUCGCUCCGCUGCUGCCGUCGCUUCGUCUCUCUGCACCGUUGUUGUUACUGCUCAAUCAAAAUUAAUUACUCACUUACUCUCUCUCUCUCUCUCUUGUUCUUCAUUGAUUUUUCAUCAAUUUUUUGGAUAAAAAAUUUGCUCAGCAAUACUAUAGAAUAGGUCUUCAAAGAUUGAUUUGGUACUAAUCAUUAAUCUAAUUUGGAUCCUGAAGCAACUUAAAAAGCACAGAAAAAUCUAGUAUCUAAUUUCUUCAAUCCCUAAUUUUUCAGAUUCACUUCAAUUAUUCUGUAGCAUUAACUCAAUUUUUUUUAUUCACUACUUUUUUCCAUGAUUCUGUUUGUAUUGAGCGACUUUAAUUUGUUUUCUUUUGUUUUAGAUUGAAUCUUAACUCUAUAAUUUGUUACUGAACUCUUUUCAAAGCCAACUUCAGUUUCAUUUGGAAAUCCCCUAUUUCAGGUGUAAACUAUGACCUAAUCAAAACAAGUUCGCAGUGGAAAGUGGAGCCAAAACUGUUUGUAUAUGCUACUAUGAGUAGGAAAACAACCGAUACCGAUAUGAUAUGAUGCAAAGAAUCACAACCUCUGCAUUCCUCGCUUUAACUCCUUUUUCAAAAGCCAAAGCCUAUGAUUCCUAGAACAACAUCAACACCAACGCUUCAAGCUUUGAUUGAGGUGUCCAAGAUGCAUUCGAAAAGUGGGGAUGUUUGGCCACCAAAAGGAGCAUUGGAAGAAGCUAAGGCGUUGAAUUCAAGGAUGAAGCGUAGUGGGAACCUAAGCAGCAAAGAUAUGUUGUUUAGAGCUGAUAAGAUUGAUCUCAAGAGUUUGGAUGAUGAGCUAGAAAAGCACCUUACAAGGGUUCUGUCUAGACAUAUUCAUGCCAAAAGACCUAAAGAAGAGUGGGAGAUUGAUUUGGCAAAACUAAAUUUGCAACAUGUUGUGGCGAAUGGGGCCUAUGGCACUGUCUAUAAGGGCACCUAUGAUGGCCAAGAUGUUGCAGUGAAAGUGUUGGAUUGGGGUGAGGAUGGUGGUGCUUCUGCAGCUUCCUUAAGAACAUCAUUCCAGCAGAAGGGACGACAAUCUUGGAUGCUAUCAAGGCAACAGUGAGAGUUGAAAAUGAAGUUAUUUAGAAGAAGAUUCCAUAGAAAGACACUAUAAACAGUAAUGAGUUCUCAUUUGUAAUUGUAGCUGUUGGUGAACCUCCUUAUGCAGAGUCCUUGGGUGACAAUUCUGAGCUUAAAAUCCCCUUCAAUGGACCUGACAAUAUAAUUCUAAGUUUAGUUAUUUAUCUUGUCUUAAG